AGGUCAAUAAUGUGUGGUUUAUACUCGCCCUAAGCGACUGGCAGUACAUCUAUUCUAAGAUCCCGAAUUACAGACGAUAGUGUUCUUUGUCGAUACGAAAGUCAUGAAUAACAUAAACAAACCAGCGAUUUUUGGCCUAACAUGAUACAUCAAAAAUAUCCUGACAGUUCACACCUGUGUACUGCAAUCUUUUAUUGAAUAUAUAAUUCUAAAUACGAGUUACCAAAAAAAAAUAGCAAAACCAUGUCUUCAAUGGGUUCCAGAGCACCAAACAGGCGAGACACAAAAAUGAGAAUUAGAGCAUUCCCAAUGACUAUGGAUGAGAAGUAUGUAAACAACAUUUGGUCAUUAUUGAAAAAUGCCAUUCAGGAAAUUCAGAAAAAAAAUAACAGUGGUCUUAGCUUUGAGGAACUUUAUCGCAAUGCCUACACAAUGGUUCUUCAUAAACAUGGGGAAAAAUUGUAUACAGGUCUUCGAGAUGUUGUCACAGAUCACCUUAUUGGCAAGGUUCGAGAGGAUGUUUUACAAGCACUAAAUAACAACUUUCUUCAGACCCUAAAUGCAGCUUGGAAUGACCAUCAAACAUCCAUGGUCAUGAUCAGAGAUAUCUUAAUGUACAUGGACCGAGUAUAUGUACAACAAAACAACGUUGAAAAUGUUUAUAAUUUGGGUCUGAUCAUCUUUCGGGACCAAGUAGUUCGGCACCCUUCUAUUAGAGAUCAUCUCCGUUCUACAUUGUUAGAAAUGGUUGCAAAGGAACGCAAAGGAGAAGUUGUUGAUAGGGGAGCUGUUAAAAACGCUUGUCAGAUGUUAAUGGUACUUGGCAUUGACUCAAGGGGAGUGUACGAAGAGGACUUUGAGCAGCCUUUCCUCGAUCAGUCUGCAGAUUUUUAUAGGCUGGAGAGCCAGAAAUUUUUAGCAGAAAACUCUGCCUCUGUUUACAUCAAGAAAGUUGAAGCCCGAAUCAAUGAAGAAGCUGAAAGAGCUAAGCAUUAUCUGGACAAAACUACAGAGGAACCCGUUGUCAAAGUUCUUGAAACAGAACUUAUAAGUAAACACAUGAAAACUAUUGUAGAGAUGGAAAAUUCUGGUGUGGUUCAUAUGCUGGAAAAUAAUAAAACUGAAGAUCUUGCUUGUAUGUAUAAACUGUUUAUCAGAGUAGCCAAUGGGUUGAAGACUAUGAGUGACUGUAUUAGUAAAUAUCUGCGGGAACAGGGCAGGGCUCUAGUCAGUGAAGAGGGAGAGGAGAGCAAAAAUGCAAUAACUUACGUGCAGAAUCUUCUGGAUCUCAAGGAUCGCUUCGGCCAUUUCCUCCAUGAAUCUUUCAGUGAUGACAAGCUGUUUAAACAGAUGAUCUCAGGGGACUUUGAAUAUUUCAUUAACCUGAAUCCCAAAUCUCCAGAAUACCUCUCACUUUUCGUUGAUGACAAGCUUAAAAAAGGUGUCAAAGGGAUGACAGAGCAAGAAAUAGAAAAUGUCUUAGAUAAAAGCAUGGUUCUGUUUCGUUAUCUUCAAGAAAAAGAUGUUUUUGAGCGCUACUACAAGCAGCAUUUGGCUAGGAGACUUUUGCUGAACAAGAGUGGCUCUGAUGACUCAGAGAAGAACAUGAUCUCUAAGCUGAAGACUGAAUGUGGUUGCCAGUUCACUUCCAAGCUGGAAGGUAUGUUUAAGGAUAUGGCAUUAUCCAGCACGUUACAAGAAGACUUCAAGACCUACUGUAACACAACUAAUAGGGUGCCUCUCUUUGGUGUUGAUCUUACUGUUAGGGUCUUAACCACGGGCUACUGGCCCACACAAACAGCUACGCCAAUCAAUAUACCCGCUGAGCCUAGGGCAGCAUUUGAAGCUUUUAGAGUUUUUUACCUCAGUAAACACAGUGGCCGCCAGUUGUCCUUACAGCCACAUUUAGGAUCAGCUGAUCUGCAUGCCAGCUUUGCUGGAGCAAAGCGUGAUGAGACAGACAGUGGUCCUGCCAGCUCAGCCAAGGGAAUAAGAAAGCAUAUCCUGCAGGUCUCCACGUAUCAGAUGUGUGUGCUUGUUCUUUUUAACAUUAAAGAGAAAUGGACUUUUGAAGAAAUAAAGAACGAGACUGAUAUGCCAGAAAGAGAACUGACAAGAGCAUUGCAGUCUUUAGCUGUUGGUAAAAUAGGACAAAGGGUUUUGCAGAAAGAGCCAAAAACUAAAGAUAUAGAGGCAACACAUACUUUUACAGUCAAUGAUCAAUUCUCCUCGAAGCUCGUCCGUGUGAAAAUCCAAAUGGUGGCCUCCAACAAAGGUGAAGCAGAGCCUGAGAGAAGAGAAACAAGGAAUAAAGUAGAUGAGGACAGGAAACAUGAGAUUGAGGCAGCUCUUGUAAGAAUAAUGAAGGCUCGGAAGAAGCUUCAGCACAACUCUUUAGUGGCUGAGUGUACAGACAUGCUGAGACCUCGCUUUUUGCCUAGUCCAGUGGUGAUCAAGAAAAGGAUUGAAGGUUUAAUAGAGAGAGAAUAUCUAGCUAGAGCUGCAGAAGACAGAAAAAUCUACACGUAUGUUGCCUAAAUGUUCUGGUCUAACCUGCUCAAUAAGACAGUACUUGGCAGAGGAUACGCUUAGCUGAAUGGGUGCACACAGCCAGACACUGUCAUCUAGUUGCUACAAUCAUCUCUUUGAAUCCUUCUACAUUUUUACUCUCACUCAUUUCAAGUAGAAACAAAAAUAAUUUGCUUCCUUGUGAAGCCAUCAGUCUCACUGCCUCAGUGUGUGUCUACAACUUGUGCAUUUAUUACACACAGUGCUCCCACAAUUGUAUGUGUGAGUUGAGAUCUUUCUCUUCUGCCUUACCAUCAGUACCAGAAAUAGGGAGCUCAUUUUAUUGUGUGGUAUUGACUGGUCAGUAGUGGCUAUUUUAAUUUUCAUUUUAUUUCCCAUCCAUUCCUUACACUAUUAACAUGUUACUGGCUGUAGCUUGACACUACCAGUAACAUGUUACUGGCUGUAGCUUGACACUACCAGUAACAUGUUACUGGCUGUAGCUUGACACUACUAGUAACAUGUUACUGGCUGUAGCUUGACACUACCAGUAACAUGUUACUGGCUGUAGCUUGACACUACCAGUAACAUGCUACUGGCUGUAGCUUGACACUACCAGUAACAUGUUACUGGCUGUAGCUUGACACUACCAGUAUUAUGUUACUGGCUGUAGCUUGACACUACCAGUAACAUGUUACUGGCUGUAGCUUGAUGGGUUACAUUAGACUAGGAAAUACAGUGGUUCAUGUCUAUAGUUGAAACAAUUUUGUUUAGUAGAUGCUUGUGUAUCGUUGUCAUGGUAAUGAUAGAACAUGGUUGGGUUAUAACACCAGGUUCGCAAGUACGUUUAUCUUAUGUAUUUUCAAUUAAUUUUUUCUCGGCAUUUCACCAAGGUUCAUCACUGGUUUUGUUUCUUCCCCACCCCCUUCCCUCUACAAGUGUGCAUUGUUUAUGAAUGGCACCAGCAAUGUCCUUACAGAGAUGGAACUCAUAUAUUUUGUCUGUGGUCAGGUCUAAGACAACACUAGUGAAAACUUGUAUGGAUGUCCAACUGUACAUUUGUGUCUAUGGUCAAGUUUCAUGUCAGUGUUUAGGGAUGUGUUUAUCUGUGAAUGAACCACUGCUCUUCUCAUCAGUUUGGGAACCACUGGCUACCUAUUGCAGUAAUCAUGAGUUUUUUAAUAUGGUAAUUUUAAGUAUUCUUAGUAAUGUUGCCAAAAUUUGUUUUUAAAGUGUUGAAAUUUUAGAAAAAUACUGAGUUAACUUCGUCCCCAUUGGGAAAUGUGUGAACCAUUUAUGUACUGCAUCUUGUUUGGUAGCAUACUUUGACUUUCUAUAUGAGUGGAUGAGUAUAGCUGGAGUUUUGUUUGGAUGAUUCUGUCUUAAAUUAAAUGUAUAUACUUUCAUUGGGCAAUAGACCCUUCCCCUGCCUCUUAUCUUGUUCAAGAUUUACUUAGAAGAAAAUAAAAUUUAUUGCAGAUUAUAAAAAUCUUUUUAUUUGGUCUAAAUGUGCUUAAGAUAUUGGCAGAUGAGGAUUGUGUAUAUAUUAUAUAUAUUUUCAUGAGGUUUGCGCAUGGUUGUGUAUAAAGAAAAUGUAUGUGGAUAACUUGCUUGUAGAUGUGUUAGGACAGGAGUGAUGGUUCCUGCCCUCACCAACCGCUACGUGUGUGUACAAGUUCACUGAAUCUCUUUUAUAAUUGAUUGAACAGAGACAGAGAAUUUGGUCACACACGUUGGUUUAUUGUCCAUGCACAGUCCUAUUUAAUAUUUGUUCAGAAAAUAAACAAUUCAUUACAUG
Molecule: messenger RNA, 4306 nt
Organism: Physella acuta
Lineage: Eukaryota; Metazoa; Mollusca; Gastropoda; Physidae
Product: cullin-3-B
Biological process (GO): ubiquitin-dependent protein catabolic process
Cellular component (GO): cullin-RING ubiquitin ligase complex
Molecular function (GO): ubiquitin protein ligase binding
Source: RefSeq, a predicted model, not a curated record